AUGACGGAAGACGAACACAAGGCGGGUACUCGGUUCUUUGUGCUUGAGAGGCUGUGCAAGAUUGCCGGAACGCCAGUGACUCCAGGCGAGGAGUCACACCUUUACAACCUGUACCGGGUGUUAGUUGUGAUGAGUGGGUACCUCACACUCUUGACAACAUUCAUUGGCAUUGCGAGGAAUCUUGACGACAUGGAAUAUGUCAUGGAGGCUGCAAGGCCAGGUUUCGUCAUGAUAGACCUUAUUUGGAUGCAUUUCCUCAUCAGCAUUAAGAUGAACGGAAUACGAAAUCUGCUGAGCAUGGCUAAACGUUUCACCUGGUCCGAACUACAGACUAGAGAUCCAAAUACUGGUUCGCUCACCAUGGCGGGAUGGAUCCAACGCAUCCAACCUAUGAUGUGGCGACUGAACUUUUGUGACUGGGGAACACACCUUCUCUACUUCAUCCUUAGAGGCGUUGCAGGCAAUGGCAAGCCAUUUUUCUUCAACUCGUGGUUCCCACUUGAUACAGAUGACAUCGCAUCUUACACACUGGUUAUCAUCAUGCAGGCUCUGGGUAGUGUCAUGAUUGGCACCACACUAUUCGCAGUAAUGGGUUUGUAUGUGACACUAGUGUCUGUUGGUUGCACCCAGCUGGAGAAGAUUCAAGCAGCACUGUUGGACAUUAAACAGCAUGAACCGUCUGAGAUGAACACACGCCUCGCGGAGUGUGUGACACACCAUCAGUAUGUCCUCAG
This is a messenger RNA of Cryptotermes secundus, 734 nucleotides long. RefSeq lists its product as uncharacterized. The annotation marks the transcript as partial. The record is from RefSeq and is a predicted model, not a curated record. The transcript is spliced from 3 exons. Lineage: Eukaryota; Metazoa; Arthropoda; Insecta; Blattodea; Kalotermitidae.